UAAUUCUCCUGCCGGUGCUGGAAAUAAAUAUAAGUCUGAUUAUAUCUUGAAUCGAGAGUUGUUUGCCUUUCCCCUGAGUAUACUGUCACAGAGAAUCCCCCGCGGUGUGUGAGUUGUUGAAGGGAAAAAAAGGGCCAAAACAAAAUGUCGCAAGCAGUUGGCAAGACCCGUCUUGCCUUUUCUCGCACAUGGCACUGUGUCGACGUUGGAGCCGACCCGCGUUCCCUUGGCCGGCUCGCCUCCUCUAUUGCUCUUUUCCUGAUGGGCAAACACAAACCCAUCUAUGACCCGUCAACCGACUGUGGCGACUACGUUGUCGCCGUGGGCUGCCAUGACCUACGUGUCACGGGGAAGAAGCGCCUGCAGAAGCAGUACUACACGCACAACACAAGGCCCGGAAGCCUGCGAAGCAUGACCAUGGACAAGAUGUUUGAGAAAUGGGGCGGCGGCGAGGUGCUGCGCCGCGCAGUUAGGGGAAUGCUGCCCAAGAACCGGUUACGGAAUAAGAGACUGGCUAGAUUGAAGACCUUUGAAGGUCUUCAUCACCCUUACAAGCAGAACAUCGUCAAGAUCGGCCAUGAGUCUGCCAUUGGGAGCCUUCCCCAGGUGCAGGAGGCGUUCAAGAAUGCUAAAGCACCGGAAUCUUCACCAUAGUCAGGAAAAACUGAAAGAGAUAGAUGCCUCGUUUUUGUUCUAUGUGACCUUGUAUUUUAUCGUUCCCUUUGUGUGUUUCCAAGCUGCAAGCGCAUGGGUGGAGUCCAUCUUUCUGUUCCCCCUUUUCGGUUCUCUACUUUUACCACAAGGGCUACUCAAUCCCCAUGGACCUUGUUUUGCCCAACUCGAGAGAAGCCUCGGGGAGGGUAGGGAGAUUGAGAAUAUGUAUUUGAUGCUCGAUUGAUUCCCUCUGUUUGACGCUGUGUACUAUAUGAACAUAUACCAAAAAUUUAAACGCUAGCUUGACUAUCCUAUCCCCAAGAUGAGAAGCCUACUUUAUCUUAAGUGCAAGGCUCUCUUUACAAAAAAAAAAGACUUCUUGAUAUCAUGA
This is a messenger RNA of Penicilliopsis zonata CBS 506.65, 1045 nucleotides long. RefSeq lists its product as hypothetical. The transcript is spliced from 3 exons. Gene Ontology annotation, cellular component: ribosome; mitochondrial large ribosomal subunit. Gene Ontology annotation, molecular function: mRNA binding; structural constituent of ribosome. Bases 145 to 654 code for a protein of 169 amino acids. Gene Ontology annotation, biological process: translation; negative regulation of translation. NCBI's taxonomy places the organism in Eukaryota, Fungi, Ascomycota, Eurotiomycetes, Eurotiales, Aspergillaceae. The record is from RefSeq and is a predicted model, not a curated record.